Prorocentrum cordatum is the source of this 2119-nucleotide messenger RNA. NCBI's taxonomy places the organism in Eukaryota, Dinophyceae, Prorocentrales, Prorocentraceae. The record is from the annotation of a GenBank genome assembly.
CAGCAGGGAUGCUCAACAUAUGCGCUACUUGGCAUAUGCGCGAAGACACAUGGCUGCACGACAUUGAUGGAAAGCAGGAGGAGUGCAACGGCGCGGACAAGCGCCAAAUCAAGGAGAUGCGGAAAAUAGAUGUAGCAACAGUCGGUAGAUACAAAGCCCACUACGCUGUGACGCGAUUCGUGAGCGACGUCGAGUAACGCGUUUCACCUACAACUGGCCAGAGUGCAGGCUGUCUUCACAGUAACUGAACAGAGCUCAGCUGGACAAACGAUUGGUGUUAUGUUAUCAAAGCACGCCCCUCCGUCCCAAAAAAGUAGGAAUCUGUACAAAAUAACAAACGAAUGGUAUGUCGAUAGACUCACACAAAUGCGCACGAUGGAUGUGUUUUUGUCCACGCCCUCGUCAGGCAGCGUCUCACGCUUCACUCAUCCAUUUCGCCCCUAAGCUGCGAUGGUGUACGCGGGAGUGGGGCAGCAUACGUAUGCCGGGCAAGUGGCACACUCGAGCACGAAUGGCGAGCAUCGACAAGUACAAGUGGCCUGCGCUGAAAAAAAACUGCGAACUCUGAACGACGCCGGCCCCAAGGGCAUUAGGCAAACUGAACAACGAAGCCUUGGGGUAUUGAGCAAAAACAAAGCCAAGCUGUUCACUUAAUGUUUGCGCCGCUGCCGAAACUCCGGGGCACCUCUUGGCCCGGAUCCGGGUUGCGAAGUUUCUACAAGAGGGGGGGAGGGAGGAGAAGGAAAGCAAGGGACUUGAGGUAAAGGACGCUGGAAAACGCAGAGCCAGCUCGCACAUCCGUGGUGGCCGCCGACGGGCUCCACUCAGCAGGGCAGGCUUUCUCGCCAGACGCCAUCCAGAUCGAACCCAGCGCCGCCGCCAGCGGGGCACCUGCACGGGCCCACGCGCGUCUCGCAGCGGUGAUCCUCUGCCACCUCCCGCCCCGACCAGAUCUCGACCACCAGCGUGCGGCGCCGCCCCCCGCGCACAGGCUCGACGCGGUGGUACUUCGCGCUCGGAAACACGAGCGCGUCCCCCCUGCGAAACCUAUGGGACGUGACCGACCCGUCUGCCUCUGGGGUCUGAAACUCUCCGCCGGCCUCCGGCUCCUCUCAGCGUCCCUCUAACGGGGACUCCACCAACGGGCACUUUGGCCAGAAUCCAGCGAACCCAAUCCUCCAGGAUGGCCCGAAAGUGGCAACCUUCGGCAAUUUUCCAUCCAAAGUACCCGUUAGUGUGAGUACCCGAUACGGCGCCGCUGAUCCUCGAGCAUCGGAGGAGGGCCGGCCGAGACCACGGCGGCUCUCCAGGCAAAACUCGGCCCCCGCACCCGGACCCCUCCCGGGCCCCAUCUUGGCCAGGCUCUCGGAGCGGAUCCGGCCGCGGGGACGCGAAGUCUCCAGGGAGGCCCAACAGGGCCGAGUAACAACAGGGAGGGGCGCCGUCGUCUCGACUGAUCCUCCUCCGAGAGCAUCACGUCCACGGUGACCAGCGAGCCGACGUCGUAGUGGUCCCAGUAGGGCAACCGUCCUCCGCGGACCAUCUCGUGGACUUCGGCGCAGCGGAUGGUCGGCCUGCUGCAAGACGCUUCUGGAAAAAUCUGAGAUGUGUGCGAUACGCCAGCUCCGCGUCCUCUCAAGCGAAGGAGUUUCCAACCUUCCACUGCAUCGGCAGCCCUGGCCAAAGCUAGAAUCAUUGUUCGAACACGUGGCAAAAUCUUCCGGAAACGUCCGUUCGAGUGCAAAUACCUCGUGACGUGCAACGCCUCGCCCCUUUCUCCGAUAUCUUCUUCUGAAUGCGUGUAGGGCUGGUAGGCCCUGGGCCUAUUCACCUCUGCGACAAUCUGGCGCACAGCCGUCUCCUUCAAGAAUCCAGGAAUCCGAACUGCCAUUCUCUGGCUGGCCACCUCUGGUUCGAGGAGAUCAGCGCCAGAAAACAUCCUAAUACCGACCAGAUUAUCCAGUCUUGUGCGGGCAUGUGCUCGACAGAGUCUGUAACAUCGCCUGCGAACGCAUGUCUGACGCAACACCCGAAGACGAUCACGACUGGUCCUGCAAAGACGUCGACUGCUGCUUCGCAUAACCAUUGGAUGGCAAGCGCUCGGAGGCAGAAUUCGUCU